Messenger RNA from Penicillium olsonii, 1596 nucleotides. Lineage: Eukaryota; Fungi; Ascomycota; Eurotiomycetes; Eurotiales; Aspergillaceae. The record is from the annotation of a GenBank genome assembly.
AUGGAAGACAACGCCGAGCUCGAGUCCUUCCGCCGACAGUGGCGCGAGGAGGUCACUCGUCGAUCAAAACCCAAGACUGGGACCCCUCCGGCUCCGACGCCGACUGCCCCGCCUUUGUCUCGUCUUCCGCCCACACGCCAUGAGGCCGCUCACCGCAAUGAGGUCGAGGAGGAGGGCCCUCCACUGGCUUCCUUCGAUCCCGAUGAGCUGGCCCAACAGGUUGGGGAGCUGAGCGUGCAGCCUGCAGAGGAGGACUUCUCUCGUCGAGAGGCGGUAGAACCAACCUCUGCCUUGGAGCAUUUUGAACGGGCGGUUGAAAAGGAGGCGGAGGGCAACUUGGGUGACAGUCUCACGCAUUACCGGAAAGCUUACAGGCUUGACUCUGCUGUUGAUAAAUCCUACCGUAACAAGCAUUAUUCCCACGUAUGGAAGAGACCAAACCAGCCGACGCCCGCUCAGGCGACAACGACCCAACUACAAGCUGCCGAGGUAGAGACCGUACCGACGCAGGAACUCAUUGCAUCGUUCGCGCAUCUUCCAAUCCCACAAGCCGAGUCAAUCAUCGAGAACACGCCGCCGCCCCCAUGUCCGAUUGCUGCCAUGCCGUCGGAAGUGAUAGCAGAAAUCCUCAAUCAUGUGGCUCUUGACGAUCCGUCAACAUUUGCUCGUAUGGCACUGGUCUGUAAACGGAUGGCCUACCACUUCGCCCAUGACCAACCGACCUGGAAGGGACUCUGUCAAGCUUCAAAGUUCGGCUUUGGGGGAAUGCAUUACGACUUCGCGUGCGACGUGCUCGGGCUUCCAAUCUACACUCUUGGCUCUCGAUACACCCCAUUCCCGAAAGACGAGCCUGUAGAAGUUCCCCCACCACUGUCUUCGUGGCGCCAGGUUUUCCAGUCCCUACCUCGAAUUCGGUACACGGGUGUCUACAUCAGCACUGUCAACUACACUCGGCCCGGUGCUACCGCUGCGUACUCGAAUGUGUCGUGGAACAGCCCCAUCCACAUUGUGACUUACUAUCGCUACCUACGGUUCUACCCAGACGGCUCAGUCAUAUCACUUCUCACAUCCACCGAGCCGGUCGAUGUCGUCCCGUAUAUCAGCAGAGAGAACGUGGCAGCAGCGCUUACUCCGGCGAACCGCAAACAUAAGCGCAACGCGUCUGACCAUGGUCAAUCCUUAUCCGGGGCGGCCGAUCCUUUGCCAGCCGUUGCUUCGAAUGCAUUGAAGCAUGCUCGCAGAGGCCGUUGGCACCUGGCCUCGCCCACCAACACGCCUGAGCCAUCUGAUUCGGCCUGGAAGCCUGAAUCUGGGGCCACCGAAAAGCCUCUGCUCUCCGAUCAGAGAGACAUUAUUAUUGAGACCGAAGGCGUCGACUCCAGAUAUGUAAACACCAUGCAUUUAUCUCUACGCUCCUCGACCAUCCCCAAGGCUGCACAGGCUAGCCCUGCUCCACCCAAUCCAUCAAAAAAUACCAAGCUGGCCUGGAAGGGCUUCUGGAGCUACAACAAAAUAUCUGAAGAAUGGGGCGAGUUCGGUAUCCCCAACGAUAGAGCAUAUGUGUUCCGACGAGUGCGCGGUUGGGGACUUGAGUGA